UUUGCGCUACAUGUACCGGAAGCCAGACGCCGUACACGUAGAGUACAUGUACAUGAUGUAUUGUACACGUACAGUAUAGCAAUUGUACGUGGCGAAAUAUAUGAAAAGGGAUCUCAGGUUCUCCAUGUUUUCAAGGUUUACUGAGAUUACUGCUGGGGCUAAGUUUUAAGAAGGCCCAGUGCUGUUUUAGGAGGCCGAGUAUGCUUAAGUCAAAGUCAGCCCCUAGCUUACAUCCGUCGAAAUUCGUAAAGAUCAGGUUGAAGUCAGACGAUGGACCAGACUCAGGUCUUUGGACAAGACAUGAGAGAAUAGAAUGGACCGUCAUCCUCUUGGUUGGUUCUACCAUCCUGUAUUCCGCGCGGACCAUUCUACCUCUCUGUGCAGUGAGCGUUGCAAGGGAGUUUGGCUGGGACAAAGCUGAAACGGGUCUAGUGCUUGCAUGUUUCUUGUGGGGUUAUCCCUUUACCCAGAUCCCAGGAGGUUAUCUUAGCGAUAAGAUUGGCGGUGACCUUGUCCUCUACCGAGCAGCUCUCAUCUGGGGAGUGGUGACCAUCAUCACAGCAGACGUGCCUUACUUCUACUCCUCAAAAGCAGCAACAGUUUUCUCUAUGGCAUUUGUCAGGUUCCUGUUGGGCAUCACCCAGGGGGUGCACUAUCCCUCGAUGACUAGCCUCAUCAGCAAGAAGGUCAGCGUCGAUGACAAACCAUCUGUCAUCUCUGUGAUCUUUGCUGCCUCGUCAACUGGCACUCUUUUUACGGGCGCCGUGGGCUCAGUAAUGCUGCUGUACUUCCACUGGCAGUCCGUCUUCUAUUUCGUGGGCGUCCUGGGGAUUGCCUGGGGGCUGGGCGUCCGAUGGUUCAUCCGGAAGCGGCGCAAGAAGACAGUCUACAUGCUGCAGAACGGCAGACAGGACGAGAGCGUGAUCAAGAUACAGACAGCCGAGCAGGGAGAAACGGCACAGGGUUGCGCUCACUUCCCGUGGAAGGAGCUGAUCACAAAGAAGCCAUUUUGGGCAGUGUUGGUUGGACAUAGCUGUACCAAUUUCCUAUUCUUUAUCUUGAUUUCGUGGACGCCGACUUAUUUUACUGAAGUGUACCCAGGACAAAAGGGCUGGGUUUUUAAUGUGCUUCCAUGGUUAGUCUCCAUUCCAGCCUCUCUGAGCUCAGGCCUCCUAGCGACUAAACUCCUCUCUCUAGGCUGUCCAGUUGCCCUCUGCAGAAAAAGCAUACAUACAUUAGCCUGUGCAGGGAUGGCCACGUGUCUCAUUGCCCUUUGCUUUGUGAAGGACUAUAACACAGCCCUAGCUUUAAUCAUCGUUGCUGUGGCAAGCCAAGCUUUCAGUAACACCGGGGUGCAAGUCAACAUUCAAGACAUCGCCCCUAAGCAUGCCGGCGCCGUCUACGGUAUCACCAACUGCGGAGGCGCCAUUGCCGGUUUUACCGGCACCUAUCUCACAGGGUACAUUCUUCAUUUGUGGUACAGUUGGCCGGCUGUGUUCUGCAUGGGUGUAGGGGUCGUGCUGUGGGGCUGGUUGGUCUUUGUUCGCUGGGGAUCCGCCAUUCCUGUUAUUUAACUCAGGCCUUUAUAGAAUCAACUCUGUAAUUAAUGUACAUUCUCUACUUAAUAAAAACUAAUUUAUUCCCCACAGAAACCAUAUUUCUUUUCUGAACAUAAACAAGUUUUAAGCCAAGAUUUAGUAUAAUUUCUUGAAGCUUAAUCAUGAAGGCUUGAAACCCUUCUCCAUUAUUUUGUUUGAUUGCAAAAACUUCCUACAAAGCUCAAAAGAGACUUAAGUACACAAAUUGGACAAGCAAACAACCUCAAUUUUAUUUUAUGUGGAUUAUCAAAAAUCGGUGGGCAGUUUCUGUGCAGUGGAAAUCUGUAGUAGUGGUGCUUUCUGCACAAACAUAAUAUUUGGGAAAAAAAAGAGAUGAGUGGAUGACGGUAAGAAAGACUGGCUUUCUUGUCGAACUGCGCAAAUUCUAUGCAUUUUUCUCCAAAACAUGGAAAUUGAUUGACAGUACUUGCCUGUUAAGUGUUAAAUGUAAGAAUUAUAGCGAUUUUUCUGUUGUACAUGUAAAUCUCACUAUUUAGUUUUUGUUUAUUUUUUUAAUCUUGGUGGCAGUUGUUUUUUUUUUUUAAUCAUCUAAAAAAGGACGCUUAAGAAACAUUAAGACAACUUUUAAAAUGAAACAUGCUACAUGUUUAGCAAUACUCUUCAGUUUUUAAAUCCAAUAACAAGAAGCUGCAAUGCAAUGCA
Messenger RNA from Acanthaster planci (crown-of-thorns starfish), 2261 nucleotides. RefSeq names its product solute carrier family 17 member 9 (gene slc17a9). NCBI's taxonomy places the organism in Eukaryota, Metazoa, Echinodermata, Asteroidea, Valvatida, Acanthasteridae. Gene Ontology annotation, molecular function: transmembrane transporter activity. Gene Ontology annotation, biological process: transmembrane transport; ATP transport. The record is from RefSeq and is a predicted model, not a curated record.